This is a messenger RNA of Labeo rohita (rohu), 8064 nucleotides long. RefSeq names its product F-box and leucine-rich repeat protein 16 (gene fbxl16). Gene Ontology annotation, cellular component: SCF ubiquitin ligase complex. NCBI's taxonomy places the organism in Eukaryota, Metazoa, Chordata, Actinopteri, Cypriniformes, Cyprinidae. Gene Ontology annotation, biological process: SCF-dependent proteasomal ubiquitin-dependent protein catabolic process. The transcript has 6 exons. The record is from RefSeq and is a predicted model, not a curated record. Gene Ontology annotation, molecular function: protein binding. Bases 346 to 1827 code for a protein of 493 amino acids.
GAGACAGCGAGUGGGAGGCAAGCUUUGUGUGGAGAAACAGAAUGAACGGGUUGUUAUUUUAGGCUAGGGCAUUAAUUCACUUGUUUAAUAUUUCCUUCCAUACACAUGUGAAGUGAUAUUUUAAGGGGUUUGGUACUGAGAAAGGUUUACAUCUCUAUGGCAACAUCGACAUAUCAAAUUAUCAUCACCUCCGCAAGGAAAUAACGGGCAGGGCUGCUGCUGCUGCUGCUGCUACUGGUAUAUUUAUUUAUUUUCCCUCAUGCGUCCUGCAACGUUGUGGGAAACGCGAUCGAGUCAGGCAGCGAGAUCUGAUUUAUGAUGGAUUAAUGAUCGUGUGAGCUGCAUAUGAAAGAAAGGCUUCCAAUGCUGAAUAUGUCCACUCCCAGCGACCUCAAGUCUCCCUGCGUGACGCGGAACGGCAUGGUCAAGCUGCCCCCCCAGCCCAACGGCCUCGGUUCGGCCAGCAUCACUAAAGGCACUCCAGCUGCCAAGAAUCGCCUGUGCCAGUCGUCCUCCGUGCCCACCAUCUUGCCUCCCCCUAGCCUGCCCUAUCACCUGGAGCCCCUGCCCACAGCGGCCUCACUGCUGGGCCCGGACCUGGACACGAGCCCCGUGACUGCCAUCAAACCUCCCCUCCGGCAAUUUCCCAAGCCCCUGCUGGAGAGACAACUGGUGCUGGAUGAGAAGGUGCUGAACCGGCUCUUGUGGUACUUCACCACGGCAGAAAAGUGCAUUCUAGCCCAGGUGUGCAAGACGUGGCGUAAGGUGCUCUACCAGCCCAAGUUCUGGGAAGGUGUGACGCCCAUUCUGCAUGCCAAGGAACUCUACACGAUCCUGCCCAAUGGGGAGAAGGAGUUUGUUAGCCUGCAGGCUUUUGCUCUCAGAGGCUUCCAGGCCUUCUGUCUGGUGGGGGUCUCGGAUUUGGACAUUUGUGAGUUCAUCGACAACUAUCCGCUGUCGAAGAAGGGAGUCAAGUCUGUCAGUCUAAAGAGGUCGACUAUAACAGAUGCGGGGCUUGAGGUGAUGCUGGAACAGAUGCAGGGUCUGAUGCACCUUGAACUCUCCGGCUGCAAUGAUUUCACAGAAGCAGGCCUGUGGUCCAGCCUGAACGCGCGGCUUACCUCUCUCAGCGUCAGCGACUGCAUCAACGUUGCAGACGACGCCAUCGCCGCCAUUUCUCAACUCCUUCCCAACCUGUCGGAGCUCAGCUUGCAGGCCUAUCAUGUGACCGACACGGCCAUGGCCUACUUCACCGCCAAGCAGGGCUACACCACCCACACGCUGCGCCUGAACUCCUGCUGGGAGAUCACCAACCAUGGCGUAGUUAACAUGGUGCACAGCCUGCCAAACCUCACCUCCCUCAGCCUGUCAGGCUGCUCGAAGAUCACCGAUGAUGGUGUGGAAUUGGUUGCCGAGAAUCUGAGGAAGCUCCGGAGUCUGGAUCUGUCCUGGUGCCCCCGCAUCACUGACAUGGCCCUGGAGUAUAUCGCCUGUGACCUACACAAGCUGGAGGAGCUGGUUCUGGACCGGUGUGUGCGGAUCACAGAUACAGGCCUGGGUUACUUAUCUACCAUGUCAACUCUCAGAAGUCUCUACCUGCGCUGGUGCUGUCAGGUGCAAGACUUUGGGUUACAGCAUCUAUAUGGCAUGAGGAGUCUUCGUCUUCUCUCUCUAGCAGGGUGCCCUCUGCUGACCACUACUGGCCUAUCAGGCCUGAUCCAACUGCAGGAGCUCGAGGAGCUGGAACUGACCAACUGCCCGGGCGCCACAGCCGAACUCUUCAAAUACUACUCCCAGCAUCUGCCGCGCUGCAUGGUCAUCGAGUAGAGCAAAGAAUUUCAUGGGCACCAGCACCCACCACAUCACCAAAACCUCCUCCUACAGACUGAUGAUAAACCCAACUUCAUCCUGGACCCACAGGAAGAAUCAACAAAAGAAAAUUGAAUGGAAGUUUUUUUCUGGAGGGGUGAAAAGGGAUCAUUGACACGAAAGAUAAAAAGGGAAAUCUGAAAGAAAAGGUCGGAACGGGCCUGGACUGACGAGCGAGAGGGAAAAUGUGCAAAGCGCAGUGGGUCAGAGGCUAGAUCUUUCAUUAAAUAACAUGACACAUAGGAAUCAGCCCCCACACAUACAUGAAACAUGUUCCUCCACUGAACUGUGAGACUAGCUUCCACGUCUCAUCCAAAACUCUUUAUCUUGAAGUGACAAAGGUGUGCGCUGCCUGUUUGAGCUGUCUCUCAUAUCCAGGGAAAGGUGGAGAGGAACCGAAACGUUUAGGGCAAAGAACGAGGUUAAGGAGCCACUGCAACAGGGUCUCUUCGCUUUCCCUCAGUGGUGCUGCCGCUCCAUCUCUGCGUCUUAUCAAGGGAAAAGAUUGAGAACUUUAGAGAUGAACAGCUAUGUAGAUUUUCACAUCAACGCUACUUGCUUUUUGUCAUGCAGUUCUCUUUUUGUCUUUUUUUUUUUUAAAUAUUAUUUUUUUAAGUAUUAUUUUUGAUGAUAAGGAUUACUGUGAAACAAGUAUGGAAUGAGUUUGAGGUUUCGGACAUUUUUGAAUAAGAUGGAAAUCCAGGUACGGUGAAGGUACAGUAUUAAGAGGUACUGUCCUUUGAAAGGAACCAGCAUAAUCAGAAGUCAGGAGGUUAUUUUUUUCCCAGCAGAUUGCUCUUUUAAAGACAUUUCCAGAUAUUUUGAGUCGGGGAGAGAGCGGGGCGGAUCGGAACUGCUCAUACAUUUUAAUAUAGUUCAAAGGGACUGCGGUUUGUACAAAAGAUAGCUUGGCUUUUUCAUCUGCCUGUUUUAUUUUAAUUCCAUUUUGAUGUCAAUUGAUAUUAGUGGCUUAUGUGCAGGUUUCCAUAUUAAUCCUGAUUCAAAUGAAGAUGAGAUCUCCGAAUGAUCCCAUAAUGCAGAUGGGCCACAUGUGACAGCCUUUUACAGACUGAAACUGCACGUCAUUGCUUUCUUGUCACCAGGCCAAACCAUUACAGCAGUGGACAGCAUGGCAGUUCUACCAUAGUUUCUUACAGUACGGGCGCAGUGUCUCUUUCAGCCCGAGUGCUUUUAAAUACAUCUGAUGAAUACGGUUUACAGUGAUUUGCAUCAAAUGCAGAGGCAGGCCAGUGUAAUUAAAGUGAUCACAAACAUCCCACACAAGCUUAUUACAGUAGUCUCUCUUCAUCUAGCAGUUUUGCUUUCCCAUUAAGCAAUACCCACAUGUCUGCUGUUAGAUUAGCAGCGCCUCUUUUUAUUUUCAGAGGUUUUUCACAAUUGUGCUCAUCUGUGGAGCCUACCUCGUUGCAUCAUGGGGUAUGUGGAAUAUAGAUCUGCAGGGGAAUUUGCAGAAACCAGCCAUUUGUUCUUUUCCAAACCGCUAUGUUCCCCAUAUCGAACCCUGCAUUUGUCCUCUCAGGAGAUUAAUGUGCUGCUCAGAUCAUCUCAGAUGGGUCUGCUGUGAUGUUGAUGACCUUAACUUUACCCAGUCUCAAACGUAACAUGCAAAGUGGCAGAAAAAAGGUCUUAGAUUGGCGAAUAAUUUAUUUAAAAGCAACCCGUAAGUUCUAACUAGUGAAAUAUGUUUACCUCUGAAUAUUGUAAUCAUCUGUGGACAGAUAUGGUAGUAGUGCAUGUAGUUUGCUACUUUUCUCUUCAGGAAAUUGUACAGAAGUGUACUAGUGAGAUUUCAGGCAUGCUGCCCCACUCAAACCAUGGGUUUGGCUGGUUAGCGCCCCUGCUGGUAAAUGCCUGAACUACAUCAUCUGGAUGCAAAAAGCAUAUUUCUCCAUUGAUGGCUAUCCAAAACUAGCAACACAUUUUGACAUAAAAACUAUCUUUUAAUAACAAAGUGAACCGUAUUCAUUUUUCCCAAUCUUUCAGUAACCAGUUCUAAACAUUUGCACCUGCUGAUAAGGAACCUUUCCCUCUUAGCACACGUACAUCACAGAGACAUCUAUUUGACGUCUGUAUUUACAUCUGCAAGAUGGACGUUUCCUUUUAAAUGUCAAACAGAUGUCUAUUAGAUGUCUUUAAGAUGUUUAUGAUUUAGAAUGUAUGUAAAACUGACAUCUUACAGACGUCUGUCAGAUGUUUGUAGACAGCAGAUGCUUUCCAGAUCAAGUGAUCUUUAACAGACAUCUUGUAGACGUACGUGUGUCAUCUGAGAUACAUCUAUAGGACGUUUCAUAUCAGAUGUCAAAUAGACGUUUAUUAGAUGUCUUUAAGAUGUUUAGGAUUUAGAAUGUAUGUAAAACUGACAUCUUAAAGAUGUCUGUCAGAUGUUUGUACAUAGCAGAUGCUUUCCAGAUCAAGCGAUCUUUAACAGACAUCUUUCAGACGUACCUGUGCUAUCUGAGUUGUUUUGUGUACAGUUGAGAUGAAUGAGAAAUCUAAUUGAUUGCUACCCUGAUAGCACACAGCAUCACAGAGAUGUCUAUUUGACAUCUGCAUUUACAGCUGCAAGAUGUAUUUUUGGAGUGUUUGCUCAUCUCCAAUAUGUCUAUUGGACGUUUCCUACCAGAUUUCAAAUAGACAUCUAUUAGAUGUCUUUAAGAUGUUUAUGAUUUAGAAUGUAUGUAAAACUGACAUCUUCCAUAUGUCUGUCAGAUGUUUAUACACAGCAGAUGCUUUCCAGAUCAAGUGAUCUUUAACAGACAUCUUGCAGACACAUGUGUGCUAUCAGGGUAACUCCAAAAAGUGUACAACAAAACAGAUGGAAACCGUGUGGACUCUACCCUAUCCUACCAUAAAUUCUCUGUGCUUUAAAGAUAACAGAUUGUAUCUGCUAAAAGGCACAUUAGCAUAAACAUUAGCACUCACCUCAGACAGUCGAUCUCUCUUCUUGUAUAUAGUGACCUGUUUAAUGGGGGGUCACAGCUAAUCAGGGUUAGCGGCUGCUGCUUAUCCAGGCGAGAUCCCCUGAGACUUUUAAUCUCACUACCUUCUGUGACUUUAUCUUUUGAAUCAUUGAAUUUGUUAUGUAUUUAUUUGCUUUUACUUAUCAUUGGUAGUGGGUUAAUUUAUUGACACGAUGCACAUAUUUAUUUAUUUAUUAAUUACCUUUACGAGGAUUGUAUGAGGUUUAUUUAGAAGUAGAACAUGUUUUUGAUGGGCUUCCUGAGGAGACAGAAACUACUAUGGACAUUGGAGUUGAGUUUUAUUGUGAUUAAUUGAUUGACCCUUUUUUUGAAACAACGGUUUCGACAGUUAAAAUAACUGCUGUCUCUGAGGUACGUGUUUUUUGGCGGGCAGACUGUUGACGCGCAGCUGGAAGGGCAAUAACUUAUUGACAGAGGACAGGCUGACACUGAGUUGACUAACUUUUUAUUUAACCCUGCUCUGCCCAUUUUCUCGUGUUUGAUAACUAGUUCACCUCUUUUGUUUUUGGUGGUCAAAUGGAUGUAAGUUGAGAGACGCUGUCAUGAAGUCUAGUAAUAGUGAAUCGGCAUUGUGUCCAGGAUUGGAUGUUUAAAUAUUCUGCACCAGUUCAUAUGCCUGCUCUCAAAUUGUAGCUAUGUUUGGUUGUUUCCUGAUAACUAUUAGAAGACACAUUGCAGUAUUUACACUCACUCGAUCGUCGCAACUGGUUUUAUUCAAUAACAAAGAUCUGAAGGAAAUCCCAUCAAAGCGCUUUUCAUUUCGUAUGUCUCCAUAAUAGAAACAGAACCAUUUGAGAUGAUUAAAAUAAAGAGAGAUUAUUAAUAUAUCGCUGAGGGAUUGCAUAGUAUUUGAGGACAACUGUAUGAAACAGUCGGAGAUAUUGUAUUAAUCUUGUAUAAAUACUAUCGUUUUCACUUCAAAACCGAGCCUUUUCCCUCUUUGUAUAGAAUGAGAGUUUAUGUGUGUGGGAACUUUUUCACCUAAUAGAACCCUGAAUAUAAAUAUAAUAACUCAUGCACUAACCCCACUGUAAUCUGUAAAUAUAUAUCAAUGCGUCAAGGUCAUCUGUCAGAAGGUUUCAACUGUUUUUGAGGCUGCCUGACUCAGCGCGCACAUCCAUGCUGCCGAAGGAAACGAGUCAGCGGAGAAACCUGGUUAAGAAAGAGGCAAGAUAUGCAAAAAGGUUAAUGUCUUUUAGCGAUGAAUAACAUCAGCAAUCGAUAGUAUAAAAGACUUAAGCUUGUUUCACUUUGUACAUUGAGCUAAUAUCAAAGACGUGUUAAUACGGGAUAAUGCAAGAAUAUUAACAGAUGUUUAUCGUGUGUCAUUGACGUUGCGUGAUCGAGGGAGGGCUACUUUUUGUGAGUCAAUGAAAUACUGGUACUACUGUGUGAAUUUCGCUUUCUUACCAGACAAAUCCGGCUGGCAGGUAUGGAAUAGUUCUGUCUGAUUUACACUGUAAAUUUAAACCAUUUUCAAGGCCAGUUUCCAUGAAUAGUGCUCCUCUAUUCUUGCUCUCGGAAGGAGUUUUACUAGCUUACCACAUCCAGAGUGUGUUGGCAGUUUCUGUUCACCCUCCAGCUUGCUUUUAACUCUAAAUGUCUGGCGCUUCUAAUUGUUAAGCGAAUAGAAUAAAUCAUCUGUUCCUCUAACUCUUCCCAACUAACAUAUGUCAGGAUUGUUUCUUUUAUAAAAUUUGAGAACGACAUGACUCAACAACUCUUUUGUUGGCUCUUUGUAUGUACUUGUACAUGUAAUACUAAACCAAUAUUAGUAAUGCUUUUGACAUUCAUACAGGGUCCGUAACAACGACUUUUAUUCUGGUGCAAACACUUGGUUUGGGUGACUGUGGUUCAACAGCCUAAUGAGCAAUGUUAGAUAUCUGCCUCACACUGAUUUUCGAAAAUGUUUCUCUCAUUUAUUUGGGUUUUUUUUUCUCUGGUGUGACAUGGCCAUGUCACAGUUUUCAGUUCCUUAGGGUACAUUUCUUUCUGUAAAUACUGUUGUAGUGGUUAAUUUACAAUGAAAGAGAAAAAAGACAAAGUUUUAUGAACUCCAUCUCAUGGCUGCAGUGCCUUGUCAGACAAGCGUUGUUGUUUUCAGUUGGUUGGUUCCAGUCUGCACCGUUUUAGUAAAAGUUGUACAAAAUAAGCACCAUAUUUGCCUCAUUAAUUUUCUCUGACAUUAAAAGGCGUAGUUCACCCCAAAAUGCAUUUAAUGAUCAAACUGUACGACUUGCUUCUUUGGAACAACAUAUGUAACCCAGUCAUAGGGGACAAUUUUUUGUAAUUGAGAUUUAUACAUCAUCUGAAAGCUGAAUAAAUAAGCUUUCCACUGAUGUAUGGUUUGUUUGGACAAUAUUUGGCUGAGAUACAACUAUUUAAAAAUCUGAGGGUGGAAAAAAUAUCAAAAUCUUGAGAAAAUCACCUUUAAAGUUGUCCAAAUGAAGUUCUUAGCAAUGCAUAUUACUAAUCAAAAAUUAAGUUUUGAUAUAUUUACAGUAGAAAAUUUACAAAAUAUCUUCAUGGAACAUUAUCUUUAAUUAAUAUCCUAAUGAUUUUUGCCAUUUGGCUAUUGCUACAAAUAUACCCAUGCUACUUGAGUUAUGUAAUCAGAUUACUUUUUCAGGUAACUAGUAAAGUAAUGCAUUACUUUUUAAUUUACAGUAAAGUUACUUUUUUAAAUAAGUAACCCCAGUUACGCCAGUACCUACGUCAGCAUCCAUUUACUCAUUUUUGCACAAAAACAUAUUUAGGAUUCCUCAAGAUUAAUAAAAACAGUGAAAUGCAAACUCAGAAUAUGACCUGCAAUAAUUAAAUAUGUUUAUAACUGAAUUUACGUUUCCUGAGGCGUAUUCAUUUCACUUUCGGUGUGAAAGGGCUUUUACAUAUGCCAAAAAUAUAACUUUAUUUAUAUUAAAAACAUACAAGCAAGUCAGCCUAGAUUAGAAAAAGUAACGUAGCGCAUUACUUUCCAUAAAAAGUAAUACAUAAGUAAAUAAGUUAUACAACUGACCCUUUGCAAACAGCUUGAUUGACAGGUGAUCUGACCAAUCGUAACGCCAAAUCCGCCCUUCUGUCCGACAAACAAAUCAGACAGGAGAGUAGAUUAACUUCGGUGGAAACUUGAAACAUUUAGUGUACUGACAUAUUUCUGCCUUUCUGCGGUUGAAAUAAAAUACGUUUGGGUGUU